AUGGAAAAAUUACGAUCAGAACUCAAUGAGAACAACGAUGAGCUCAAGAAAAGUCAUGAAACGGUAUGCUUCUUCACCAACUCGGGAUCCGAAGCGAACGAUCUCGCGCUGACCUUGGCCAGGGUUCAUACAGGACGAUUUGAUGUGCUUUCUAUGCGUAACGGAUAUCACGGAAUGACACAAGCCGUCAUUGGAGCGACAAAUAUCGGAACCUGGAAACAGCCGAUGCCGUCCGGUUUCGGUGUUUUGAAGGCGAUGGCAGCCGAUCCAUAUUCAGGACCAUGGGGAGGAAAGAAGUGCCGCGACUCGCCAAUUCAGACGAAGCGCGACUGCUCAUGCAAGGAUGGCGAGUGCAAAGCCACAGAUAAGUGC
Molecule: messenger RNA, 372 nt
Organism: Ostertagia ostertagi
Lineage: Eukaryota; Metazoa; Nematoda; Chromadorea; Rhabditida; Trichostrongylidae
Source: the annotation of a GenBank genome assembly